CCGACUUCCGGUUCCUAGGGAUGCGCAUCCGGGUCACCCUAACGCCGCCGUUUCCUCCAGCGGCUUGGUUCUCCUGUGUGUUUGGACCGGUCCCCAUGUCCUACUGUGGGGCCUCUGCAGCCUUUGGACUGUGAAGACUGCUGAGAGACGCUUGCAAUCCAGUCACGUAAGCGUAAUAAAGAAAUAUUGGUCCUCAUGGAAGAAGAGCAAGAUUUACCAGAGCAACCAGUGAAAAAAGCCAAGAUGCAGGAAUCAGGAGAACAAACUUUAAGUCAAGUAAGCAACUCCGAAGUCAAUGAUCAGAAACCGGAAACUUCAAGCCUUGCUUCAAACCUUACCAUGUCAGAGGAAAUUAUGACAUGCACCGAUUACAUCCCUCGCUCAUCCAAUGAUUAUACCUCACAAAUGUAUUCUGCAAAACCUUAUGCACAUAUCCUCUCAGUUCCUGUUUCGGAAACUGCUUACCCUGGGCAGACUCAGUACCAGACACUGCAGCAGUCUCAACCCUAUGCUGUCUACCCUCAGGCAACCCAAACAUAUGGACUACCUCCUUUCGGUGCAUUGUGGCCAGGUAUGAAACCUGAAAGUGGUUUAAUUCAGACUCCAUCUCCAAGUCAACACAGUGUUCUUACCUGCACUACAGGGUUAACCACAAGCCAGCCAAGCCCAGCACAUUAUUCUUAUCCCAUUCAAGCUUCAAGCACAAAUGCCAGCCUGAUACCCACUUCAUCUACUAUUGCCAAUAUUCCAGCAGCAGCAGUUUCCAGCAUCUCAAACCAGGACUAUCCCACCUAUACUAUCCUUGGUCAGAGUCAGUACCAGGCUUGCUACCCCAGCUCCAGCUUUGGAGUCACAGGCCAGACUAACAGUGAUGCCGAGAGUACCACCUUAGCAGCAGCCACAUACCAGACGGAGAAGCCUAGUGUCAUGGUACCUGCACCUGCAGCACAGAGACUUUCCUCUGGAGACCCUUCUACAAGCCCAUCUUUGACCCAGACUACACCAAGUAAAGAUGCUGAUGACCAGUCCAGGAAAAACAUGACUGGCAAGAACCGGGGCAAGAGGAAAGCUGAUGCCACCUCUUCCCAGGACAGUGAAUUAGAACGGGUAUUUCUGUGGGACUUAGAUGAAACCAUCAUCAUCUUCCACUCCCUUCUUACUGGAUCCUAUGCCCAGAAGUAUGGAAAGGACCCAACAGUAGUGAUUGGCUCAGGUUUAACAAUGGAAGAAAUGAUUUUUGAAGUGGCUGACACACAUCUAUUUUUCAAUGACUUAGAGGAGUGUGACCAGGUGCAUGUGGAAGAUGUGGCUUCUGAUGACAAUGGCCAAGACUUGAGCAACUACAGUUUCUCAACAGAUGGCUUCAGCGGCUCAGGAGGUAGUGGCAGCCAUGGUUCCUCUGUGGGUGUCCAGGGAGGUGUGGACUGGAUGAGGAAAUUGGCUUUCCGGUACCGAAAAGUGAGAGAAAUCUAUGAUAAGCAUAAAAGCAACGUGGGUGGUCUCCUCAGUCCCCAGAGAAAGGAAGCACUGCAGAGACUAAGAGCAGAAAUUGAAGUUUUAACAGAUUCCUGGUUAGGAACUGCAUUAAAGUCCUUACUUCUCAUCCAGUCCAGAAAGAAUUGUGUGAAUGUUCUCAUCACUACAACCCAGCUGGUUCCAGCUCUGGCCAAGGUUCUCCUAUAUGGGCUAGGAGAAAUAUUUCCUAUUGAAAAUAUCUACAGUGCUACCAAAAUUGGUAAGGAGAGCUGCUUCGAGAGAAUUGUGUCAAGGUUUGGAAAGAAAGUCACAUACGUAGUGAUUGGAGAUGGACGAGAUGAAGAAAUUGCAGCCAAACAGCACAACAUGCCCUUCUGGAGGAUCACAAACCACGGAGACCUGGUGUCCCUCCACCAGGCUUUGGAGCUUGAUUUUCUCUAAGAACUGGAAUGAAGAACCUUCCCCAUGAGCUCCUUUUCACUCCUAAAGGGAGCCAGAGACCGGAACCAACUGGGAAUUCACUCUCUUUCUCCAUGGAAUGCUGGCGAGAACACAAUCAAAACCAACAGUUGCGAGAGAUGAAGCUUAUUUUUGCUAAGAGUGAGCUGCAGCCCUGUAUCCAUCCUCGCAUAGGAGCGGGAGACAGUUGGAUUGAGAGAACAAUAGAUUCACCACAGCUACAGUGCUUUUAAUUCUUCUGGGUUUUGUUUUGUUUUGUUUUGUUUCAAAAAAUGAAGAAAAAGAAAAGGAAAUUCUUGGGGCAGAGUUGCACUCUGUGUCCUUGACCAGAUUGAGAACUGCUGUUAACUUGUGGUGAUAGGAUAAAUGCAGCAGACUUUUAUAAUAACAUCUCUUACAGUCUUUGUAAUCUCCUUAGCUGUAGGACAUAUUCCCAGUGAAUGUAUAUGUUAUUUUUAUAGGUAAGGGUCUGGUCUCUGAAGCAGGUCCCCCCCCCCCCACCCUUUCUUUUUCUAGCAAGAAAGGGGUGUGUAAAGUUUCCUUGGAAAAUUGUAACUGAAAUAUCUGAGAUACCUCUCUGACAGUAGCACCUCCUCAGCUGCUCCAGUGGUCUUCUCUCUAGGGUGGGUUCCUUCCCACUCUUCCAUCUCCUAGGUGGCUGAACUGUGGAGCAUGGGACACUGAUGAACUUUAGACUUUGCUAUGUCCCCUCCUAGAAGCCUUAGUCCCCUUUCCAAUCCCUCUUUCCGUUUCACCAAGUGGCACAACCCUAGAAACUCCUUGUCUUAGACAGUAAAAUGUAAGCCUUCAGCUUGACUCUUAGUCGAAGAGUAUGACCCAGGGGGCUUACCUCCAAACUGGAGAGAAGAACUAAGGCUCCUUAGGAAUUUCUACUUCUUUGGCUCUUGAAACAGGAAGAUUCCACCUUUUCCUCCUGCAGAGAAGCACCCUUCCCCAACAGAUGCCCACCCUACCACCCCCUCAUCCUUCUUAGUCCUUAGUGCUGGGCUCUUGCCCCUUUCCUGCCCUCUGUACCUCAUAUCCACCCCCAUGCAGCUCUGGCCAGUCCCCAGGCUCUGGACCCAAAUAAUCAAAUCAAGUCUGAGAAAAGGCUCGUAACCACAUUUUGGCCAAAACUAUGAAGGGAUUUGACUUCCUUUGAGUCCUUUGAGCCUUUUGAAAGGUGUUCUGGGCAUAUAUUUACCCAGAUCUCGACCUGAAACUGAAGAGCAGGUUGCUGUGAUCAAAAACCCAGUUUUCGCGUGGAAUACCCUUCCCACUUCUCAAAUCCCAUUCUAAAAUUGGAAACCAGAAGGCCAGAAAGACUUCCUGUUUUAAUUAGGUUGUACACCCACUACUCCAUGCCUGAAAACUCAAUCUUGGGCCAAUGCAGGAACAUCUCUCAACCUGACCUCCGGGAAGAUUGGUGGGUGCCCAGGCACUAGUCGCAGCCUUCAGUCCAGCUGUAUUUGUGGAUGCCCCAUCCCUCCAGGACCAGCCUGGGCAUCUGCUCAGACAGAAUAAACUCCCUCGGAGCUGAGGAAGUUCAGCCUGUCCCAGGUUGCACAGAAAGCGGUGAUUUUAUAAGCACCUCAGAGAGAUGCAGUCUGGGUCCUUAGUAGGAGGCAUCCUUGACCAACCCCAGCUAUAACUGCUUGUACUCAGAGAUUCUGCAUAUCCAUUUUCAGAGAUGUUGCAGCACAAAGGGGCCAGAUUCCUUCUACCCAGAAAAAGGCUGGUAUAUACAUUCCUUCAGAAUUGAUUGUGAAAGUGCUUCAUGACUCAGUUUUAGGGAGGAAGUUUUUGGAAAAGAGCUCAAGUCAAUGCUCAUUAUUUAGCUGCCUCUUUGGCCUGUUUCCUUUGGACGGGAAAUAUGUAGUCUGAGGCCAAUCUUCUUGGUCUGAGUUCAGCGUAGUCGCCCAGAUGCUGCACUGCCUUGAUUGGUAAUUGAUCUUAGAAUAGCCUAGGGUGGGUCUUUACUUCCAGGCCCCAAGCCCUCCCUGUACUGGCAGUGGGGCUGUUGGUUUCUUGCCCUGGACAUAGGCCACCCUGUUGGUGCUGUGCUUCAGGCUGGUGAGGCUGCAGAGCGGUAUUUGCAUUGCGUGCACGCGCACACACACACGCACUUCCCUCUCCCUGCCCCCGGGAGAAGCUCUUUAUUCCUGAAAUAUGACUUGGACUCCUUUCUCAAUGGCCUUUGCGUCCUACUCUGACUGCACGGCUUAGGUCUUUGCAAAAGGAACUUGAAAUUUGCUAAGAGGUGAGGAAGCUCUCUGAGCAGUGCCAUGUUUGCUCUUUUCUGGUUGUUUGGAGGGCAGACAGAAAAUGGGAGCUUCUUGACUCCUCUUUGCCAAGGUGAUUUGUGCAGGGAACCCAGUGCUCUUCUUUGACCCUGUGUUUUCCUCCUCCCAGCACAGAGAUCUGGAGAGGAAAAUAAGUGGGCAGUAUCACGAGCUCUUGGAGGCUGAGGUCCAAAGGAUACUGUUGGUCCUUUCAUCAAGGGGGAAACCCUCUUCACUAGAAAGAGUCCCCAUGAGAUAAGCCACACAAUGAGUCCUUUUCCCAGCUGGGCACCAUGGGUUCUGUAAGAUGGAUCUGCACAUUUCGUGGUGAGAGCUAUGCCAUCUCUAGUAGGGGAUCUGGAGUUGUCAUCUGUGUCCUGGGUUUAAGAGGUGGCUUUAUUUUCGAAUGUAAAACUGUGCCUUAGCAUCACCCUGUCCGGUGCCCCUGGGGCAGCUGGUGGUGUCCAGGAGAAUGGAUGCCUGCUCCAGAUUUAGAUGCCUCUUUGGGCUUUUAUUUGGUUUGGGGUAUUCCUGUCUUCUGCUCUGCAAGUUGGGGGAGCAAAGCUAGUGUCCCAGGAGACUUGUGUCACAGCUUGUUCGCAGUUUACACAAACUUGUUCGCGUUAAAGCUCCAAUAGGAUCUGAUUGGCAAACUCCAGCUGCAGCAUAUGGAGCUUCUAGAUGUUCACUACCUUGAAUGGGUGUCAGUGCCACUGAACCAUGGGGGAGAGGAGUCGAGGGGCGGAGCCACACUCUCCUUCUUCCUGGGAGAGUGAUGGUCUAAGCCAAAGGGUGGUGAGCUUGGGGCCUUCCUCUCCUCACUCCGGCAGGAAGGGGGCAGUUAGGACCCCUCUUAAGCAGACUUCUAUUUCUUACCACUAAAUUCGUUUCUCUUCUCAUCCAAAAGUUGGAACUCCCCAAAUACUCACGCUGUAGAAGCCAAAUCUGAAUUCUGAGAUUUUGAAAUAUCUUAAAACCACAAGAGAAAAUCUAGUUCUGUCCCACCUCUGAUCAGCAGGCCCUCUGUCCCUUCUGCUCCUCUGAGUCAGACAGCUCUAGCAAGCAAGGUUACUUGGCUAGUUCCUAAUGCACUGAUGGGAGCCAUCCCAUUAAGGACGACUUCUACUCAAAACAUGACCCUCUGGACUUCAGGUGCCUCAUUUAGCAGGAAAAGGCAUUGAUUGGACAUAUUUAUGUGACUGCGGGCAUUUGUGGCUGUAGAGUCCUUGACCAUAAUGUUAUAUGUAAUGGGAACUAUCUUAUAAACUUGAAAAAAUAAAGUUUUUAUUUUCUAUGUGGUUUGCUCCUGUGUCUUUUCUGAAUAGGAUUAGCCCAGUUGCCCAGCUGAGUAGACUCCUAAGUAGGGCUUCGUAAAAAAGCUGAAGAGCUCAUUAGAAAGAUGGCACCCUUUCAAAUAACUGAGUCGUUAACUUCACCAAAAUAAACAAACAAAACUAACCAUUUGGUAUAAAUAAGUGAGAAAAUACUAAAUAUUUUUAAAUAAUUUGCAAGAGAAAUUUUAUUUCUUAAUUGUUUCUAAAAUAUAUUGCUUUUCAAAGUUUAGGACUGGAAUGCCAAGAGAUUUCAUUUGCUGUCAAAUGUGCUGAAAUUUAACUAUUAAAGAAAUCAAUACCUUGCUGUGCUGAGCUUAAGAUGCAAAAGCAAUAAAACUGACAAGUUGAU
Molecule: messenger RNA, 5900 nt
Organism: Hippopotamus amphibius kiboko
Lineage: Eukaryota; Metazoa; Chordata; Mammalia; Artiodactyla; Hippopotamidae
Gene: EYA3
Product: EYA transcriptional coactivator and phosphatase 3
Exons: 18
Coding region: 196-1917 (573 amino acids)
Biological process (GO): multicellular organism development; cell differentiation; negative regulation of extrinsic apoptotic signaling pathway in absence of ligand
Cellular component (GO): nucleus
Molecular function (GO): protein tyrosine phosphatase activity
Source: RefSeq, a predicted model, not a curated record